Molecule: messenger RNA, 402 nt
Organism: Protopolystoma xenopodis
Lineage: Eukaryota; Metazoa; Platyhelminthes; Monogenea; Polystomatidea; Polystomatidae
Source: the annotation of a GenBank genome assembly
AUGUACACACAUUCCAUCACACUUCUUGUCAUUUCACACAAACGGCCAUUUAGCCAGCCAUGGCCAAAUUUUUGCUGCCGUUUGCCUCGAGUCUUAGAAUCGUCUAAAACUCAAACGAAUGCCCUUAAUGAAACACUUCUUGCCUUAAGCAGGCAGAACCGAGCCACCCGCAAAGGCUUGGCUGGAGGCCCCGAUUUGGUCAUUAGGCUUCAUUCUACCUGGAGCCCCUUAAGUGCCAUUUCCCCAUCAAGGGCCGAAAUGUUAACGGCCCUUGUAUGGCCUCGAAAACUCAGUCUCUGCCUCCCCCAAGAGUGCUCAGCUCGUGGCCACCUGCUUUCCGCAGCGAAUAAGCUUGCCUGGCCAGAAUGUUGCCCAAAUCAGGUGCGGAAAUCGCUGUCCUGA